CAGUGACUUUUAUUUGGUUUCUCCCCAAAGCCAAGAUGAUCAGGCGAAGAGGGGAAUUUCAGGACAAGAAUGAAAUCUGGUUUCUCCAUUUCCUUCCCCCACCUCCCUUCCCCCUUCAAAGAGCUUUGGUGUAAUGGAGAAAGAACAUGCAAAUACCAAUUCAUCAACAUGAGCUCAGACAGUAUCCAAAUGCGUGCCCAACAUUUAUGGGGUAGAAGCAGGUUCGGGUUUGGGGAAGAUUAAUGGAAGUACCAGGGAGGUUUUUUCAAUUACUUAUUUACCUGGGGCUGCGUAUCUGACUGGGCCCCAACUACUGGAUUGUGAAUGAUGUUAUUCUCACUUCAACUCAUCUGGCCUGCAGACUUGGCAAUGUAACCCUGGAACAGAGAGGGGAAAGAAGCCCCGGGGGGUGGGGACAUUCUUUGCCCAGAACCCUCAAAGUAGUGAAAUAGACACUUCUAAGCGUGGUGUAUAUCCAAUAGUUUGGGAAGUGGAAAAAAAAAUUCCUAUAGACCUGCUGGAUGUUUUCCAGUUACCCUCUACUUCUUUGCUGAUGCUUUACUGUUGAGCAGUAGCUGGAAAAAGGCAAAAGCAAAUCUUAAUUGGCAAAGGAUAAAGUAGCAGAAAUGAUGAAACUGGCAGGAAGCUGCUUUUUAAAUCUCUGCAGUCCCAGAGAACAAAAGGAGUCUGCACAAAGGGCAGGGAGUCCCAUUGUAGACUGCACAGGCAGCGCUUCCCAAAAAUUGUGUUGUUUUUCAGAACGAGGCAGACUUUCUUGUCAUCUUGCCAGAAUAUCCACAGCUGCGCACACAGUCCUGGAAAGAGGCCUUUCCACUGGGUUACUUUCAGAAGAGACCAAAGGGCUGAGCCAGGUCCGGCAGCAGGAUGAGAAGUGGUCCAAUGCUGCUCAAAUCCUCUGGGCCCAUGACUGGCUAUGGGCCAGAUUGAAGAGGUGGCCAUCUGCAGUGUCAGUACUCCCAUCUGACUACACUCGGGAGUGGUGUGGGGGCCGACCAGCAGACAGACCGGCAAGUGAUCCACAGCACUGGUGUGCAGGAAGCGGCACUCCCCUGGUACAAGCAACUUGACCCGACAGGCGCCAUGAGUAAAAUCAGCGAAAUCGUGCAGCACGCCCGUGCGGCUUUCAAAUCCGGGAAGAGCCGCCCUCUGAAAUUCCGACUCCGGCAGCUCGAAAACCUGAAGAAGAUGAUCAAAGAGAGAGAAAAGGAGAUCUUCGCGGCCCUCAUGGGAGAUCUCAACAAGAAUGAAUGGAACGGGUACUACGGAGAGGUGAUCUACUCCCUGGAGGAGAUUGACUACGCACUCCAGAAGCUUCCCGAGUGGAUGGCUGAUGAGCCGGUGGAGAAGACCCCCCUGUCUGCGGACGACGAGACCUACAUCCACUCCGAGCCACUGGGCGUGGUCUUGAUCAUCGGCGCUUGGAACUACCCCUUCAACCUGACCAUCCAGCCGAUGGUCGGAGCCAUCGCCGCAGGAAAUGCUGUGAUCAUCAAGCCAUCGGAGCUGAGCGAACACACGGCCAUCUUAUUGGCGGAGCUCCUUCCCCAGUACCUGGAUCAGGAUCUAUACCACGUCAUCAACGGUGGGGUCCCGGAGACCACGGAACUGCUGAAGGAGCGGUUUGACUACAUCUUCUACACGGGGAACACCGCAGUUGGGAAGAUUGUCAUGGCGGCCGCGGCCAAGCACCUGACCCCCGUCACGCUGGAGCUAGGGGGGAAAAACCCUUGCUAUGUUGAUAAGGACUGCGACCUGGACAUUGCUUGCAGGCGCAUAACAUGGGGAAAGUUCCUUAACAGCGGACAGACGUGUGUGGCACCAGACUACAUCCUCUGUGAACCGUCCCUCCAGGACCAAAUAGUGGAGAAGAUCAAAAAAACCCUCAAGGAAUUCUACGGCGACGAUGCCAAGAAAUCGCGUGACUACGGAAGAAUCAUCAACGCACACCAUUUCCAGAGGGUCAUGGGGCUGAUCGAGGAGCAGAAGGUCGCAGUGGGCGGGACCGGCGACCAGGCGGCUCGCUACAUAGCCCCAACCAUCCUCACGGAUGUUGACCCCGAGUCCAAGGUGAUGCAGGAAGAGAUCUUCGGACCCGCCCUUCCCAUCGUUUGUGUGAAAAGCUUGGAAGAGGCGAUCGAGUUUGUCAACCAGCGGGAGAAGCCUCUGGCCCUCUAUGUGUUCUCCCGCAACGAUAAGGUGAUUAAGAAGAUGAUUGCAGAGACCUCCAGUGGAGGAGUGGCUGGAAAUGAUGUAAUUGUACACCUCACGGUCCACUCUCUGCCCUUUGGUGGAGUUGGGCACAGCGGCAUGGGCUCCUACCACGGCAAGAAGAGUUUUGAGACCUUUUCUCACCGCCGCUCCUGCCUGAUCAGGUCCCUAAAGAGCGACGAUGAGUUGAGAGUCAGAUACCCACCGAGCCCCCUCAAGGUGGCUCACAAAUGAAGACCAGGCCUCCCCCACUAUAUCUGCCUAGUCAACUGUCUUUGAGGAAAGUUCUUCCUUUUCAUGAAAAUAUGAAACUCACCACCCAGUCCGGUUGACCCCUUUCCAUGAGAGCAGAAAUCCUUGUCUCACCAGCAGAAGAGCAGCCUUCCCCUAACUUUUCAGGCUUAAUGGCCCCAAGAGUGGCAGAUGCCUUUGUGGGCAUUAAUGGGUAUUCAUUCACUAUUCAUUCAAUAGUAUUUAUCGAGCGCUUAUUAUGUGCAGAGCACUGUACUAAGCUCUUGGAAUGCACAAUAUGGCAACAGAUAGAGACAAUCCCUGCCCAAUGACUGGCUCACAGUCUAAACAUUCACAAAGCAGGAUCCUCAGAUUCCUUUCAGGAGAGGCCCCAGCUCACCUGAUCUAGGAAAUCCCUUUCAGAACCUCCCCGUGUCCUACCCGUCUCCAUUUUGCUAGCUGCCAACUUUUUAAGGUCCAGUCUUAAGGGCUGUUGGAGCUGUCUAGCACCUGCUAGAUUUUUAUUUAAGGAAUGCUUGUUGAAGGCAUAGCUACUAGCAGGUCUUCCUGCUGUGGAGCUAUCUCAUUGCAGGUUACCGUAACCCACGGAAGCUGAGUAGUUCCUAGGUUUUUGAAGUGUUUGGGGGUAAGAGUUAGGAUUUUAUUCUCCCCUAAAUUUCCCAUCUAGGGAGUGAUAUGAAAUGAUUCUCCAUUCUGAGCUGUUUCAAGUGUCUAAGAUGUGAAUUGUUUCCACCUUUCACCCCAUAAAUAAGUAGGGAAAAAAGAGAAAUGAAUUGGCUUAAGAGAGAUGUAGCCAAUAGUUUAGUAUCUCUAGCUGGCAGCCCGAGGAAUAAAACAAGAAGCCUGUUUUUUCGGCCAUUAAAAUUGAUACAACUUUAUGUAUGAACAAGCCAUUCCAAUAGGUUGACAUGGAAACAAGGUUAUCAGAGUUAAAGUUGGAAUGUGCUCUUUGAUCCUAGAGAAUAGUGAAGCUUUUGGCAACAUGGUAAUUCUAUUUUCUUACUAGCAUCUAUUUUUAAUGUGCUUACUACCUUAGGUAGAGCCUGGUGAAUAAGUGCUCUGUUUUGAAAUGUGCUAAGCAAAUUUUAUUAAAGUUCAUAGUUUAAAAUGGUCA
Molecule: messenger RNA, 3595 nt
Organism: Ornithorhynchus anatinus (platypus)
Lineage: Eukaryota; Metazoa; Chordata; Mammalia; Monotremata; Ornithorhynchidae
Product: aldehyde dehydrogenase, dimeric NADP-preferring
Exons: 13
Coding region: 1102-2463 (453 amino acids)
Biological process (GO): aldehyde metabolic process
Cellular component (GO): cytoplasm
Molecular function (GO): aldehyde dehydrogenase (NAD+) activity
Source: RefSeq, a predicted model, not a curated record